Molecule: messenger RNA, 1333 nt
Organism: Acyrthosiphon pisum (pea aphid)
Lineage: Eukaryota; Metazoa; Arthropoda; Insecta; Hemiptera; Aphididae
Gene: CycC
Product: cyclin C
Exons: 5
Coding region: 66-869 (267 amino acids)
Biological process (GO): regulation of transcription by RNA polymerase II
Molecular function (GO): cyclin-dependent protein serine/threonine kinase regulator activity
Source: RefSeq, marked provisional
GAGUGAAAAACGGAAGUGAAAAGUGGAAACUGGAAAUUAGUCAGUGACCAUACAUUUUAUUGAAAAUGGCUGGGAAUUUCUGGCAAAGUUCACAUUAUCAACAAUGGAUAUUGGACAAACAAGAUCUAGUCAGAGAGCGUCAGUUAGAUUUACAAAUCUUAAGUGAAGAGGAAUAUCAAAAAAUAGGAAUAUUCUUUUCAAAUUUUAUCCAAAUUUUAGGAGAACAACUGAAACUUAAACAGCAAGUGAUAGCUACGGCAACAGUUUAUUUUAAAAGAUUUUAUGCUAGAAAUUCUCUCAAAUCUAUCGAUCCUUUGUUAUUGUCUCCAACAUGUGUUUUCUUAGCAUCAAAAGUUGAAGAAUUUGGUGUAAUAUCAAACAGCCGUUUAAUAACUACUUGCCAGACUGUUUUGAAAAAUAAAUUGAAUUAUGCAUAUACCCAAGAAUUUCCUUAUCGUACUAAUCAUAUAUUAGAAUGUGAAUUUUAUUUAUUGGAAAAUUUGGACUGUUGUUUGAUUGUAUUUCAACCUUACCGUCCAUUGCUUCAAUUGGUUCAAGAUAUUGGACAACAUGAGGAUCAAUUAUUGGCAUUAGCAUGGAGAGUAGUGAAUGAUAGUCUUAGAACUGAUUUGUCAUUGUUAUAUCCACCAUAUCAAAUAGCUAUAGGAUGUUUACAAAUUGCAUGUGUUAUUAUGCAAAAGGAUCUCAAAUCAUGGUUUGCAGAGCUAAAUGUGGACAUAGACAAAAUACAAGAAAUAUCUAGAUAUAUAAUCAACCUAUUUGAGUUAUGGAAAUCUUAUGAUGAGAAAAAAGAUAUUCAAGGCUUACUAAAUAAAAUGCCUAAACCUAAAUUACAGCCAACUCGAUAAUAGUUCUUAUCAACAAAUUUUUUACUUUUGUAUACAUUCAAAUUCAAACUAAUUUAUAUAUUUACUUCAAUAUAAAUAGUUAAUUAUUACUAGUUAACAUUUAAUAGUUUGUUUAAUUUUUAGUAUUUUUUAAUUUAACUUGGUAAUUUGGUUUUUGUCGAAAAUGAAAUAGAAAUGUCAUAUUUAGUAGUAUGUACAUAUGUAUAUAUAUAUAUAUAUGUAUAUUAUUACUAAAUGUUGUUAUAUUUAGUCCAUAACGUGUGUUCCUUUUGAAAUACUUGAAUUAAGAUAAUUAUAUUUGUGAUUAAAAAUAAAAAUGUCACUAUUUACCAUAAAUAAUAACCAAUAUUUUCUUUGUAAGUAGUUGUUUUAAUUUAAUAUUAUGUAACUUUAAAACUUUAACCAAAUUUGUUUGUAAAUAAAACAUUUAAGGAUUAAUAAUAGAAAGAAAGUUAAUUCUGUUA